GUCGAGUUAAAUCGCACCUUGUUUAUAAGUAUUACUGCUCUUGCUUUCGGGAUUGCCCUAGAGUCGAAGGCAUUCUUAGAGCUCCAGCUAAUGCGCUGUAGAGGCUGUUGGUUGUUGACUGAGAAAAGGAAUCUGCAUAGAUUUAAAUUGUGUGUUCUGAGCUCAGCUCAGAGUCUUAACAGAGCCAUGGGUGUGGCGUUGACUAGAUCUGCACAGUGGACUGCUGCGGGGUACGGGACUGGAACCCUGGAGAUCACCCCACUGAAUGAGUCGCUAUUGAAUGAAAUUACUAAGUUUGUGGAGUCUUUUAUUUACAAAUAUCCCAAAGAGGCGAAAUUCGUUUUUGUAGAACCACUUGAGUGGAAAACAGGUUUGGAGCCCUCAGCUUUUGAAUCAGGUUAUAUUGUCAGUGACACUACAGUCAAAUCAGAAGACGUUGAUAGAGAUGGAGAGCCCCUGCUGCUUCUCUCUGUGCCUCAGAUUAAAGUCAGGAGCUUUGGGCAACUGUCCCAGGUGUUAACAAUUACCAAAGACAACAAGCUGCAGGAGGUACAAGCCUGUAUUGAAGCUAACAGAGACCCUAUAGUGAAAAUCUUGGGCUCGGAGUAUGGUGAAAUGAAAGAGUCUACUACUUUAACUAUUCUUGAUACAAUCACCAAAGACGAAAUGUUUAUUAAAAGGAAAAUCGCCAUCCUGCUAAAACAGCUGGAUCUCCAUCUGCUCAAUCACUCUCUAAAGCACAUCUCACUAGAGAUCCAUUUGAAUCCCACGAGGUUUAAAAAAGAUAUUGAGCUGCUCAAACGUUUCUCCGGAAAAGGGGAGCUGACAGUUCUGGAGUCAAUUGAAUAUACUUCAGAUUAUGAAUUUUCAAAUGGGUGUCGUGCCCCACCAUGGAGACAGAUCCGAGGGGAAAUCUGUUACGUGCUGGUAAAGCCACAUGACGUGGAAACUCUGUGUAUCACCUGCAGUGCAGAAGGAGUGUUUUUAAAUGGUGGCAAAAAAGAAGAGGAGGGGGAAAUUAAUUAUGAGAGACAAGGUGAAAUUUACGAUGACCUUGUUUCAUGUUUAAAAGACAAAUCACCAGUAUUUUCAGAGAAUAUGUCUAAGCAGGAGCUUAGAUUCAGUGAGGAACAACAGAAGGACCAACAGCCCAGUGAGAAACCCAAAGUAGAAGAUGGGCACUCAUCUGCAGCUGGUUCAGAGAAGAGUAAGACGGAGAAGAACCAGAUUAACUUUGGGAAAAGUCAUAUAACCAAGAGAUUGGAGCCGAGCCUAAACUGGAGAGCAACUGUUGAUUACAAAGACCACAAGAGCUCUGUAAAGGAUAGCCAAGAGGAAAAACAAGGAAAAAUGGAAAGGUCGUCGGUGUCUGUUUCCUCAGGCCGUGCACAGUUACUUCGUAAGAGUGGCGACAGGGUUGAGGAGACUGCCAGUGAGAGCUCCUCAGAGAGUGAGGAGGAUGAGGAGCCCCCGGAUCACCGCCAAGAAGCCAAUGCUGACCUGCCAUCCGAGUAUUGGCAGAUUCAGAAGCUUGUGAAAUAUUUAAAGGGGGGAAAUCAGACAGCCACGGUGAUUGCCUUGUGUUCCAUGAAGGAUUUCAACUUAGCCCAAGAGACCUGUCAGCUGGCAAUUAGAGAUGUUGGAGGGCUUGAAGUCUUAAUAAAUCUACUUGAUACAGAUGAAGUCAAAUGCAAGAUUGGUUCAUUAAAAAUCCUGAAGGAAAUCAGUUAUAAUCCUCAAAUCAGACGUAAUAUUGUUGACCUUGGGGGCUUACCAAUUAUGGUUAAUAUACUUGAUUCUCCACACAAGAGUCUCAAGUGUUUGGCAGCUGAGACCAUAGCAAACGUUGCCAAGUUCAAAAGAGCCCGGCGGGCAGUAAGACAGCAUGGAGGCAUCACCAAGCUGGUUGCUCUAUUGGACUGUGGACAGAAUUCAGUAGAACUGACUCAGCCGAGCCUGUAUGAAACCAGAGAUGUGGAAGUGGCUCGCUGUGGGGCCCUGGCACUCUGGAGCUGUAGUAAGAGUCACUCGAACAAAGAAGCCAUCCGUAAAGCCGGGGGCAUCCCCUUGUUGGCUCGGCUACUGAAGACAUCUCAUGAAGACAUGCUCAUUCCAGUGGUGGGGACAUUGCAAGAAUGUGCAUCAGAGGAAAACUACCGAGCUGCCAUCAAGGCAGAGAGGAUCAUCGAAAACCUGGUGAAGAACCUGAAUAGUGAGAAUGAGCAGCUGCAGGAGCAUUGUGCCAUGGCCAUCUACCAGUGUGCUGAAGAUGAGGAAACCCGAGACCUGGUUAGGCUGCAUGGAGGACUUAAACCCUUGGCCAGUCUACUCAAUAAUACAGACAAUAAAGAACGAUUAGCUGCUGUCACUGGGGCAAUCUGGAAAUGCUCCAUCAGCAAAGAGAAUGUGAUUAAGUUUCGAGAAUACAGAGCCAUUGAGACACUGGUAGGACUUUUAACUGACCAGCCUGAAGAAGUCCUCGUGAAUGUGGUUGGAGCCUUAGGAGAAUGCUGUCAAGAACAUGAAAACCGGGUCAUCGUCCGGAGGUGUGGUGGCAUCCAACCUCUUGUGAACCUCCUGGUUGGAAUAAAUCAAGCACUUCUCGUGAAUGUCACAAAGGCUGUGGGUGCAUGCGCAGUAGAACCAGAAAGCAUGGUGAUAAUUGAUCGUUUAGAUGGAGUUCGCUUGUUGUGGUCCCUGCUCAAAAAUCCACAUCCAGAUGUAAAGGCCAGUGCAGCGUGGGCACUCUGUCCCUGCAUCGAAAAUGCAAAGGAUGCUGGAGAAAUGGUCCGUUCCUUUGUUGGUGGUUUGGAACUGGUUGUCAAUUUAUUGAAGUCAGAUAAUAAAGAGGUCCUGGCAAGUGUCUGCGCUGCUAUCACCAACAUAGCAAAAGACCAGGAAAACUUAGCUGUCAUUACAGACCAUGGAGUUGUCCCUCUGUUGUCCAAACUUGCCAACACGAAUAAUGACAAGCUGCGGCGCCACCUGGCAGAAGCUAUCUCACGCUGCUGUAUGUGGGGAAGAAACAGAGUGGCCUUCGGUGAACACAAGGCGGUGGCUCCAUUGGUGCGUUACCUAAAAUCAAAUGACACCAACGUGCACCGAGCUACAGCUCAGGCCUUGUACCAGCUCUCGGAAGACGCUGACAACUGUAUCACCAUGCACGAGAACGGCGCGGUGAAGCUUCUACUGGAUAUGGUUGGGUCCCCAGACCAGGAUCUCCAGGAAGCUGCUGCCGGCUGUAUAUCUAACAUUCGCAGGUUGGCUCUCGCUACAGAAAAGGCGAGAUACACUUGAAACGUGAACGCACACAAGCUACCAAAUGCUCUGACAAAGGACAUACCACUCCCUCUGCCAGGAAGCCAGAGUCAAGAAGCAUUUAUCAAACAGUCCUUCAAACAGUCCAAACAAACAAACAAACAAAAAAAAA
Molecule: messenger RNA, 3430 nt
Organism: Onychomys torridus (southern grasshopper mouse)
Lineage: Eukaryota; Metazoa; Chordata; Mammalia; Rodentia; Cricetidae
Gene: Odad2
Product: outer dynein arm docking complex subunit 2
Exons: 21
Coding region: 91-3297 (1068 amino acids)
Molecular function (GO): protein binding
Source: RefSeq, a predicted model, not a curated record